AUGCCGCCCUCCGUAGACCAUGGCGAGAACCGGCCGCUGAACCUAGGAGAGCCACGUACAUCAAAUCUGGGCGCCACCCCCGUCACGUCUUCCGAAGAAGCGACCCUCGCCCGGCCAGAACUGACAGAGCCGUUCGAGAAUGGCUACCACUUCCCGCCCAAAUACCCCUUCAAAGAGGCGACCCAGCACGGGCUCAAGACCUUCUGGGGCUUCUUCACCACGCCCAUGGGCUUCUUCUGGACCAUCUACGGGCUCAACGUGGUGGCAUGGGGCGGCAUGAUCUUCCUGCUGCUCUGCAACGCCUCGCCCGCCAUGUGCUACCCCUCGUGCGACGACAUCGACUCGCCGCGCCGCAAGUGGAUCGAGUGGGACGCCCAGAUCCUCACGGGGCUCUUCUGCGUCACGGCCUUCGGCCUCGCCCCCUGGCGCUUCCGCGACCUGUACUAUCUCCUCCAACACCGCGUCCUGGGGAAACCUGAAGGCCUCCGCCGCCUGGCCGGUAUCCACAACAGCUGGUUCCGGUUGCCUGGGACGCAGGACCUGCCCGUGGAUGUCGGGCCCGGCAACAUCACGCCCGACGUCCCCCCGAGCUGCGUGCCGAUUCCGGAGAAGAGCAUGGCCCGCGCGCCGUUGACCGGCACGCGGGCGCCGGCGACGAGGAUGUGGAAGGUGGACUUUGUGAUCUGGUCCAUGGUGUUGAACACGUUUGCGCAGUGCGGCCUCUGCGGCAUCAUGUGGGGCAUGAACAGGUACGACCGGCCGAGCUGGGCCACCGGGUUCCUGGUGGGGAUUGGCAUGGUGAUCGCCAUGGUGGGUGGUUGGGUCCAGUUUAAGGAAGGGCAGAGGGUCAAGAGCAUCGAGGGUGUGCCGCUUACCGAGCGAGAUCGGGAGAGGCUGGCGCGGGAUAAGGAGUUGGGUAUUCCGCACUAUAACAACCUCAAGGACAAGAAGCCGAAGGAGAAGAACAAGGGGGACCCUGAGAAGUAG
Messenger RNA from Chaetomium globosum CBS 148.51, 987 nucleotides. RefSeq lists its product as uncharacterized. The transcript has a single exon. The record is from RefSeq and is a predicted model, not a curated record. Lineage: Eukaryota; Fungi; Ascomycota; Sordariomycetes; Sordariales; Chaetomiaceae. The coding region runs from base 1 to 987 and encodes 328 amino acids.